GUCGGAGCAGUGGCAUUCGGGUGGCUGGGACGCGACGAGAAGCACAUGGCAGGAGCCGGACUACAAGCCUGGCGAGCAGCAGCGGGCUUCUUCGCGAUCCACCUGGACUCCGGCUUCGACCUGGGAGAGCUACGGGGACAGGCCUUGGAAAGACGAGCAUCGGGGCGACUGGUCAUCCGGAUGGAGAUGGAACGACAGCUACAAGGACAGCAAGUGGGAGCCCAAUAAGCGCCACUCCGGACAUGAUGACGACCGCUCCAGCACGAACACCGGCAAGGACUUCGCCGACCCCGAGAAAUGGAGAGGCUGGGGGGGCUACCGCAUGUGGCGCCGCACGCAGGCUGAUCGCCUCUUCCGCUCUCUUGAUCAAGACCUUCAACGGAAGCUCGAGGACCUCGAUGACGACACGCUAUGCAGCUCAUGGGGUUUCGACGCCAUUAUCAAACGCCUGGACUUGAUGUCUGGUGAAAGACACGGCGACGAGCGACGGAAGGUCGCUCGAGAGUGCUUACUGGAUUAUUCACGCAAGCAGGGAGAGAAUCUCACCGAAUAUUGUGCACGUGUGGACACGGCCUUCGACAGGGUAGCUACUCAGGGGCUGCCGCUUCCAGACGAGUGGAAACUGAUGUUCCUGGAGGAAGGAGUUUCUCUCGACGAGCGCUCGGCGCAGAUGGUCAAGGUGCUCAUGAGGGACCAGAAGGACUACAAGUCGGCUCUCUCGGCUAUUCGGGAGAUGGACAUCCCCCAUCGAGAGCGUCUCAAAGCACGGAGGACCUACGCCACUAUGGGCUCGGAAGCACCUCCACCUCAGGUGCCUACCUAUCAGGUCGAGCGCGACGACGAGUCCUUGCUCGACUAUUCGGAUGUCUCUUCCAUGGACUCAGACGGGGAAGCAGAGGUCUGGGCGAUCCUGGAGUCGGCCGACGUCGGGGAGGACUACGCGCCUGCAGCGCUGGCCGCCAUUAACCAGGAGCGCCGCAAGACAUGGAGGCAGAACCGCGACUUGAAGAGACAGCUGAAGACCGACCGGAAGUUCUACGAUAGGUCUGGCCAGGGCCGUGGCAGUGAUGGGUGCGAGACAGGCCCGGCCACAGGGCAGCAGACGGCACGUUCAGAGCGCGGAAGAGCCGCCUUCCGCUUGCUGAAUUAA
This is a messenger RNA of Prorocentrum cordatum, 1150 nucleotides long. The record is from the annotation of a GenBank genome assembly. NCBI's taxonomy places the organism in Eukaryota, Dinophyceae, Prorocentrales, Prorocentraceae.